UUCUUUCUUUAGACGCGACGCCAAAUUCGCGUACAAUUUAAUACAGCGUGAAACCUCCUGUGUAACGACAUCGCGUGUUAACGAUUUUUGAAAAUUGUAGGGUAUAAUUGAACUUUAUUUACAUCGAUAUAGAGUCCCUGCAAAAGGGUAGAAACAACAACAUGAGCGGUGACAAGAUUGAUAUGAGCCUUGAGGACAUAAUUAAGACAAACAGAGGAAAUCGUGGCGGUAGAGGAGGAAGAGGAAGAGGUGGAAACCGUGGCAGGGGACGAGGUAGCGGCGGCGGUGCAGGUCGUGGUGGCCGUGGAGGCCGGGGUGGAGGAGGCGGAGGCGGCGGCGGCGGCGGCGGACCGAUGAGAAGACAAAGAGGUGGUGGCGCUGGCAGAGCUGCGCCAGGCCCAUACUCACGGCCUAAACAGAUGCCUGAUCAGUGGCAGCAUGACAUGUACAGUGAAGGAGGAGCUGGAGCUGGAAUCAGGAGACAAGGGGCUGGAUUGACAACCGCAGCAAACGCAUCCGGAAAACUGCUCGUUUCAAAUUUGGAUUUUGGUGUUUCAAACAACGAUAUUGAGGAAUUAUUUGCCGACUUUGGAAGCCUGAAGAAAGCAGCAGUACAUUAUGACAGGACUGGAAGAAGUCUUGGUACAGCAGACGUUGUCUUUGAAAGAAGAGUUGAUGCCAUGAAGGCCAUCAAACAGUACAACCAAGUGCCAUUAGAUGGUCGAGCGAUGAAUAUUCAGCUAGUGGCUUCAGCCAAUGAGAUUGAUCCAAGCCCGAUGCAGUCAAGACCGAGACAGCAAGGGGGAGGAGGACGAGGAGGAGGAGGAGCGCGAGGAGGAGGAAGGGGAGGAGGAGGAGUACGUCGUAAUCAGGGAGGCAACAAUCAAGGGGGUUACAACCAGGGCAGACGGGGUGGAGGAGGAGGGGGAGGACGAGGAGGUGGAAUGAGGGGUCGUGGUGCCGGAGGUCGAGGGAGAGGAAGGGGUCGAGGUGGUGCAGGAGGUAAUAAACCUACUCCAACUGCAGCUGAAUUGGAUGCUGAAUUAGACGCGUAUAAUUCACAGAUUGAAAGCUAGACAGAGUUCAGAUGUACAUGCCAGCUACAGUACCAUAUCAGGCUGGGACAAUGACGAUCAGCUUAUUUCCUCUUUUAAUUGGUAAUUCUGUAAAAAAAAAAAAAAACAGUAUUCCAAAUUGUGUUUUUGAUCAAAGGGUAUGAUACUAUCGAGUUGGUUCCUCUUUAUUCCUUUUAAUUUUUUUUUUUAGGUCAUUAAAAUUUCACUGAUGAUUGUAAACUUGAUAUUAUGUUCAUGAUACCAGGCUACAUAGCAACUUACUAUCAACUAUGUCGGAUCAACUUUCAUGUAUUAAUUUUGUACAUAAAACUUAGCACUAUUCAUACAUGUAUGAGUUAAUGAGUUGGUAAAAUGCCUAAAGGAUGCCAUGAUAUAAGAUACACGGAUCAAUGACUAUAUUUAGGGACAGUGCUGUUCACAGCUGUGUAUUUUGACCCUGCUUUCCAUGUUCAGUGUAUUUUUAUGUUGCAGUGGCAUUCACAAAAAGGUGGUUUAAUGCAUUAUGUCUGAAUAGGGCUCUGAAUGUGAUAUAGAUUUUUCAUGUGUAAGAUCUCUUUGAUGUUUCACAGAGACCACCCUAGUCUAUGACCUUCCUUGUCAAUGACUUUGUAAAUGCUAUGUUGAUCUUUCAGACAAAAUGUGAAUCAAUUACUUUCUUGGUCCUGAAACCCAAAGCAGAGCAAUUGAUUGUACGAUUGAUAACUUUGUGCAAUCAAUCUCAAAAAGUCAAUUGUCCGAUCCUUUGCUAAGCUUUGUGUUACGGAACCCUGCAGCCAAGGUUUUCUCGGCAUAACUUUCAGUGUAAGCAAUGUAGAUGAUAUGACUAAGUACCAUGGAACCGCUUACACCGUUUUUCAGUUAUUGCUAUUUGCUGUAUCGUCUCCAAUUCAGGAACUUGUUUUUAUUGUAUCCCUAUUGCACUGUCAUCUUUUAAUGAUGUACAUGUACUUUGUUCCCUUCCCCGGCUUGUCCCUUGAAGCGCAACUGCUUGUACAGUCAGUUAUAAAGGUUUGGAAACCGCUUAAUUCUUGGUUGAGCAUUAUCUUGUUCAUAUCAUGUAUCUUUUGCCAACUAAACACUGUAAGGUGGAAGAAACAAUGUAGUUUGAUAUUACCUAUAUUGAAACACUUGAUGAUGCUAGGUCAGGAAAAGAUGAGACAAAGAGAGAGAGAGAGAGAUAUGGGUCUUGUUGUGUGAUAUAAGUAUUGUAAAUAUUUGUCCAUUUUCCUGUACAGCAGGUAAUUUUUUUUCCUAAUAUUAUAUUUUACACAUACAAAAAAGACAAAAACCUUUUGAGUAAUAUGUAGAGAAUGAUAUUGUGAUGUGUGUAGUGUACCUUUUUUAUAAAGCGGUUUUAAUUCUUGUUCUGUAUAGUAACGCUUUGAUCUGCAAGUUGAAUAUUUUUAAUCGUAGUACAUACAAGUAUAGUUUUUUGUGUUUUUUAAAGAUAUUAAUAGUGACUUUGAAAAGGACACAAUUAGGUGCGUAGCUUUACCCCUUAUUUCUUUUCCCAACAAGUAUGCCUAUUUAUUGCAUUUAGGUUAUUAUUCCAAGGCUAGUGAGUCCAUUUUCAAGCCCUGGAUUACAUGCUUGCACUGGAGAUCAUAAAGGGCAUACUGUAACUUAUCCUACGAUAAUUUCUAACAGUAUAAAUUUUAUAUAACCCAUAACUACACCAUCCUUUGUAAAUUCUUGGAAACGUCUAGUCCAGAAGAAUUCUUGUCUAUUUCUUGUGCUACACAUUCAGAUCUAGACAAUGAUCCUUUUCUUUUAUUUACUUCAAGAGUGGUGAGAAUCCAUUAAUAGAAAGGAGCAAUUUAUGAAGGAAAAAAAGGUGAUUUUGACAACAUUUUCUAGUCUGCUCGUAUAACAUGAUUGAUAAAAGACUCUUUCUGGCCAUUGUAUAGAGAUAUCAGGAAGCAACAUCUUCAAUCUGGAACAUAAUGGUCAAAACAUGUCUAAUGGUAUGAUGCAAGUGGAGAAAGAAAAGUUUUAAAUGACCAAUGGCUGAUAUGGCACUGUGAUUGUACUUUUAUAAUUACCCUCAAAUCAAAAGAUUCAUCAAUUAGUCCUGUGAGUAGUAGGCUUGAAUCUAGUCUGUUGUCAUAAUGUCCCUUUGUGUAAGACGGUAUCCCCAAAGCUAGUGUCAUUGGCUUCGUGGAAAAAUACACAAUUAUGCUCCUCUUUGAUAUAAAACAAUUUACUGUUAAGAAGAUCCCCUUUAUGUCUUGGUGAAGAAAGAAAAAAACGUACCAUACUGUGAUGAUGUCUUUUGCAUCCGUCACUUUGUAAAAUUUCUUGUUAAUAAAUUGAUCAGCGAGUAGUUGGA
Molecule: messenger RNA, 3405 nt
Organism: Strongylocentrotus purpuratus (purple sea urchin)
Lineage: Eukaryota; Metazoa; Echinodermata; Echinoidea; Camarodonta; Strongylocentrotidae
Product: THO complex subunit 4-A
Exons: 6
Coding region: 162-1076 (304 amino acids)
Biological process (GO): mRNA export from nucleus
Cellular component (GO): nucleus
Molecular function (GO): mRNA binding
Source: RefSeq, a predicted model, not a curated record